Messenger RNA from Manihot esculenta (cassava), 1258 nucleotides. RefSeq names its product protein STRICTOSIDINE SYNTHASE-LIKE 4. Gene Ontology annotation, biological process: biosynthetic process. The record is from RefSeq and is a predicted model, not a curated record. Gene Ontology annotation, molecular function: strictosidine synthase activity. The transcript is spliced from 6 exons. Bases 72 to 1148 code for a protein of 358 amino acids. NCBI's taxonomy places the organism in Eukaryota, Viridiplantae, Streptophyta, Magnoliopsida, Malpighiales, Euphorbiaceae.
CGCCCCACUGCACUCCGCUCAUUACCCUUGAAUUUUCAAAUUCACCAACAAUUCCAAGAAUUGACUGGACAAUGAAACGCUGUGUGCCGGCAUGUUCAGGAUUUCUGCUAGCUUGUUUUCUUGCUUUUCUAUUUCAAAUCUUCUUCUUCUCACCCAUAUCUCCUGACUUGCUUCUACUUCCUACACCUUCUUCUAAUUUUCUCCCCACUAACAACAAGUUACAGGAAGUGAUUAAACUUGGAGAAGGAAUUUUACAAGGUCCAGAAGAUGUUAUUGUUGACAGAGAAGGUCUACUGUAUACUGCAGUUAGAGAUGGAUGGAUCAAAAGAUUGCACAAGAAUGGAUCCUGGGAGAAUUGGAAGAGGAUAGAGAGUGAUUCCUUGCUUGGUAUCACAAUCUCCAAGGAAGGUGCUCUUGUCGUUUGUGAUGCUGAAAUGGGUUUGCUUAAGGUUAGUGAAGAUGGAGUAACAGUUCUUGCAUCACACGUUAAUGGGUCUGAAAUAAGGUUUGCAGAUGAGGUGAUCGAAGCUUCAGAUGGCAACCUCUAUUUUAGUGUUCCAAGCACCAAAUUUGGACUCCAUGAUUGGUAUCUAGAUGUUCUGGAGGCCAGGCCUCAUGGGCAAUUGCUCAAGUAUGAUCCCUCAUUGAAUGAGACCUCAAUUCUGCUCGAUGGUUUGUGCUUCCCCAAUGGUGUUGCUCUCUCAAGAGAAGAAGAUUUUCUGGUCUUCUGUGAAACUUGGAAAUUUAGGUGCCUGAAAUUUUGGCUAAAGGGGAACAAGAAAGGGAAAACAGAAAUUUUUGUUGAGAAUCUUCCUGGUGGACCUGAUAACAUCAAUCUAGCUCCGGAUGGUUCUUUCUGGAUUGGUUUGCUUCAGCUUGUUCAGGAUAAACUGGGAUUUGUGCAUACCUCAAUUUCAUCCAAAUACUUGGUAGCAUCCUUUCCAAAAUUGGUUAAACUAGUGAAUGGAGUUUACGGGAAAGCAAUGGUGGUAAAUGUGGCAGCUGAUGGCAAGAUUACUAGGAAGUUUGAUGAUGCUGAUGGAAGAGUAAUGUCUUUCGUAACUUCAGCUUUUGAGUACGAGGAUCAUCUUUACUUGGGAAGUCUAAACACCAACUUCAUCGGAAAAAUACCACUGAAAGUGACAUGAUAUUCGUAUAAAACAAAAGCCUUGUGUCCAUGAAAUUAGGCUUGAGCAUUAGUGAAACUUGGAUGAUAUUAUAUUAUAAUAAAAAACUCUCGAGUCUAGCUUUAGGCUUC